Pelmatolapia mariae (spotted tilapia) is the source of this 1645-nucleotide messenger RNA. RefSeq lists its product as uncharacterized. The record is from RefSeq and is a predicted model, not a curated record. The transcript has 14 exons. Gene Ontology annotation, molecular function: ubiquitin-protein transferase activity. Lineage: Eukaryota; Metazoa; Chordata; Actinopteri; Cichliformes; Cichlidae. The coding region runs from base 1 to 1494 and encodes 497 amino acids.
AUGGCUGCAUCAAGUUCAGGUGGACCCUCUAAACCGCAGGAGUUAGAGGCCCGUGUUAUAACAGCGGCACAAGAUAUAAUCAACAGGUUAGCUCAAAGUCUUCAGCAACCUAAUACCACAUGUAUACCAAAUGCUGAACACUCUCACGAGCACUCAGGUGGACAAGCCCAGACCCCAAAAGAUACAGUGCAGACGGAGAUGGUGGUCAAGCAGGACCUUGAUCUUACUCCUCUUCCAUCAGAUGCAGCUGAAUUUCAAACCAUGCCAAAGGCUUCUUGCCAGGUGUGCAAGGAAAGUAUGCCUCUGCAUAUCCUAGCACUCCAUGUCAACAAUUGUGUGAAGUCUCAGUCAACAGAAGAGGAAGAUGAGACUGAUGUCCAGCUUCUGUCUGUCAUGAAUUCACCAAGCUUUUGUAGAGAGCCUCUUGACAUGAAGCAGGACAUGAAAGAAUGCCCAAUCUGUCUUUGCUGCUUUCCAGUGAAUGAGAUUGCCCAGCAUGCAAGCCUGUGUGGUGAAAGACCUGAGGACACUUCCACUCACAUGACAGACGUUUAUGUCAGUACUGACUCUGAGUGCAGUGUGCCAAGCAACAGAACAGAUCCUUUGACUGAUUUAGUCAGUGAAGCAGAUGUGCUACAAUGGCUUUCAAGUCAGGUGGAUACCAGCAAAGACUUUAGGAUUUGCAUCACUCGGAAUGAUCUUGUUCAAAGAGGCUUCAUUCAGUGGCAACGACAGAAGAAGGGUUCCCCUGCCAACAAACUCCACGUGACUUUUAUCGGAGAAGCAGGAAUUGAUACUGGUGCAUUAAGCAAAGAAUUUUUGACUGAAAUGAUGCAUGGUAUUGAGACUCGACUGUUUGAAGGCAGUGGCAAGAAGGGAAAGAGUCCUGUCUAUUCUAUCAGUGAUUUAGAAAAUAGUUUCUACAGAACUGCAGGAGAAGUGUUUUCAGUGAGCCUUGCACAGGGAGGUCCACCACCAUGCUUCCUUAGAAGCUGGUGUUAUCAGUUUCUUGCAACAGGAAACUUCGAUGCGCUUCAGCUGACCAAAGAUGAUGUGGAUGACACUGAAUAUAGGUCUCUAAUUGAAAAGGUGGAAGUGGCAGACAACCUGACAGACCUCACUGAAGACAUUGUGAGCUGUGGUUACACAGGACUUGUGAAGCUGGACAAACGGGACAGUAUAAUAAGAUCAAUUGUUGUGCAUGCUACGGUGCGUCUGACUCCAAUGCUACAGCAAAUUAGAAAUGGCAUGAAGAUCUACAACCUUCUGGAGGUGAUUGGAAGGCACGAAAGUCUCUGUUCAAACCUGUUUGUUCCCAGAGAUGAGAAUGAUGAUACAGCGGUAAAUACUGAUUACAUAAUGAGCAUCCUUGAGCCUGAGCUGAGUGAGAGGGGAAGUCCAAGGCAUGCCAAAGAAAAUGCCAUCAUCAACUUCUUCCAAGACUUCCUGGAGAAUCUUGAAAGCUCAGGGCAUGAUUAUCCCACCCGUUCUUGAAAGUGUCAAGGUCCUUCUGCAGACGUUCCACAAAGAUGUACUGAGCACAGAACAGGUGGAGGCUGUUGGAGGGGUCAAGCAGGCAGUCUUCCUCAAGGUUGUGAAGUAGCUCAUAAUAAACACUGGUUACAGCCAUCCAGACAUCACGCCA